Molecule: messenger RNA, 945 nt
Organism: Penicillium nucicola
Lineage: Eukaryota; Fungi; Ascomycota; Eurotiomycetes; Eurotiales; Aspergillaceae
Product: mitochondrial 54S ribosomal protein uL4m
Exons: 2
Coding region: 1-945 (314 amino acids)
Biological process (GO): translation
Cellular component (GO): ribosome
Molecular function (GO): structural constituent of ribosome
Source: RefSeq, a predicted model, not a curated record
AUGCCUAGUCACGAUGUCUUUCGCUCGCUGCGGCUGCUGUCACGCAGUUCCAGCGGGAUCUUGUCCGGCCCGAUGCAAGUGACCUUACUUACAAGCCGCUCGACUCUACAGCAGCGAUGCCUCACACGAUCAAUGGCAACAGAGGCCAAGCCUACAACACCCCUCGAGACACAAAAUGCCACCGAGGCCCCUCAAGCAGAACGAUUCGGAGGUCAAGCUCCUGUUUCCGUUGUGACCUACCGCUUCCCCGAUAUGAAACCCGAACACAUGAUUCACUACUCCCGGAGACUCCUUCAAAUGCCCAUUCGUCACGAUAUCCUCCACCGCGCCGUUGUCUACGAGGGUGACGGCACUCGGCAAGGUACAGCCAGCACCAAGUGGAGGGACGAUGUGCACGGCAGCCACAGGAAGUUGUACGCACAAAAGGGCUCCGGUCGUGCCCGUGCAGGUGACAAGCAAUCGCCAGUUCGCCGUGGUGGUGGUGUGGCCCACGGACCUCAUCCUCGCGAUUUCUCGACCGAUCUGCCACGAAAGGUCUACGCCCAAGCCUGGCGCACUGCCCUCAGCUACCGACACGCACGCGGCGAAUUGAUCGUUGUGGAAAACUCGAUCACUCUCCCAGAUGAGGCCACUCCCUUCUUCGUUAGGAGGUUCGCCGCAGCCCAUGGCUGGGACCAGAAGAAGGGUCGGGUAACACUCAUUACACGUAAGGCCGAUGAGAGAUUGGCUGAAGCAGCCGAGAAGUUCCCCAAGCACGUCAAGUAUCUCGAACUUUCGGAUGUGGAUGUGAAGGAUAUGUUGGAGACAGGGAGAAUCGUCAUUGAGAAGAGGGCAUUGCACCAACUCCUGCGCAACAACUCUACGGACUUGACCAGUGCGGACAGAGUCUGGUCGCCUUCACUAGACGGACAAAAGAUACUCGGGCUAGGCCAAGCUCGCUUUUGA